GCGGAAGGGGUGGGGCUCUGCGGGCCGAAUCUCCGUGCCGCCGCCGCCGCCGCCGUCGUCAGAGCCGGAGCGGGCUGGGCCGCCGAGGCAAGAUGGUGGACUACAGCGUGUGGGACCACAUCGAGGUGUCUGACGAUGAAGACGAAACGCACCCCAACAUCGACACCGCCAGCCUCUUCCGCUGGCGGCACCAGGCCCGGGUGGAGCGCAUGGAGCAGUUCCAGAAAGAGAAGGAGGAGCUGGACAGGGGCUGCCGCGAGUGCAAACGCAAGGUGGCUGAGUGCCAGCGGAAGCUGAAGGAGCUGGAGGUAGCCGAGGGCGAGGGAGGCAAGGCCGAGUUGGAGCGGCUGCAGGCCGAGGCGCAGCAGCUGCGCAGGGAGGAGCGGAGCUGGGAGCAGAAGCUGGAGGAGAUGCGCAAGAAGGAGAAGAGCAUGCCCUGGAACGUGGACACGCUCAGCAAGGACGGCUUCAGCAAGAGCAUGGUCAAUACCAAGCCUGAGCAGGCAGAGGAGGACUCAGAGGAGGCAAGGGAGCAGAAACACAAAACCUUCGUGGAAAAGUACGAGAAACAGAUCAAACACUUUGGCAUGCUCCGCCGCUGGGAUGACAGCCAGAAGUACCUGUCAGACAACGUCCACCUGGUGUGUGAGGAGACGGCCAACUACCUGGUCAUCUGGUGCAUCGAUCUAGAGGUGGAGGAGAAAUGUGCACUCAUGGAGCAGGUGGCCCACCAGACCAUCGUCAUGCAGUUCAUCCUGGAGCUGGCCAAGAGCCUGAAAGUGGACCCCCGCGCCUGCUUCCGGCAGUUCUUCACCAAGAUCAAGACUGCUGAUCGCCAGUACAUGGAGGGCUUCAACGACGAGCUGGAGGCCUUCAAAGACCGCGUGCGGGGCCGCGCCAAGCUGCGCAUCGAGAAGGCCAUGAAGGAGUACGAGGAGGAGGAGCGCAAGAAGCGGCUGGGCCCCGGUGGCCUGGACCCUGUCGAGGUCUACGAGUCCCUCCCUGAGGAACUCCAGAGAUGUUUUGAUGUGAAGGAUGUGCAGAUGCUCCAAGAUGCCAUCAGCAAGAUGGACCCCGCCGAUGCGAAGUACCACAUGCAGCGCUGCAUCGACUCCGGCCUCUGGGUCCCCAACUCCAAGUCCAGCGAGGCCAAGGAAGGGGAGGAGGCGGGUCCUGGGGACCCCUUGCUGGAAGCCACCCCAAAGCUGGGUGAUGAGAAAGAUGUCAGCGCCUGAUCCGCUCCAGCUGCCACCAGCCUGCCUGCAGGCCCCUGUGCACCCCUUUUCAGAAAACAGAAAUAGAUGCCAUCUACCCAGCUCCUGGCUUCCUCCACUUUUGCUGCUCCCCCACCUAGCCCGGAGGGGCCUGCCCACCCCCUCCACUGCCCCCACCCCCCAGCACUCAUCGAGUCUCUGCUUCGAGUCAAGGGGUUUCACUGCCUGCAGCCCCCCAUCAGCAUUCUGCCAAAGGCUGGGGGGUCCAGGGAGGGGCAGAGGUUGCCAGGCUGGUCCACGGGGUGGGGGUGGGGGCCCCAGCUCAGGGCCCGCUCCAGUCACCGUGGACUCUUGUUUUCACUGUUGGUUUGCUGUCGAAUCUUCUGUAUAGUAAACAGCAAUGAUCUUCCAAUAAAGGAUUUCAGAUGCUCCGCGGGGCGUCACAAGG
Molecule: messenger RNA, 1662 nt
Organism: Camelus dromedarius (Arabian camel)
Lineage: Eukaryota; Metazoa; Chordata; Mammalia; Artiodactyla; Camelidae
Gene: CDC37
Product: cell division cycle 37, HSP90 cochaperone
Exons: 8
Coding region: 93-1235 (380 amino acids)
Biological process (GO): protein folding; protein stabilization
Cellular component (GO): cytoplasm
Molecular function (GO): heat shock protein binding; protein-folding chaperone binding; protein kinase binding
Source: RefSeq, a predicted model, not a curated record